Molecule: messenger RNA, 335 nt
Organism: Phanerochaete carnosa HHB-10118-sp
Lineage: Eukaryota; Fungi; Basidiomycota; Agaricomycetes; Polyporales; Phanerochaetaceae
Exons: 1
Coding region: 66-224 (52 amino acids)
Source: RefSeq, a predicted model, not a curated record
GAGCGGCACAGCACAGAGCACAAGAUUCUCUUCGCGACCUCGAGGCUUGUGUUUCCCGGCCCAUCAUGGUCGAUACACAGGAAGCGCAUGUGCGGGGAAUCAACGAUGCGCCGCAAAGCGUCCCAACCAAGGGUGUUCGCAACUUCGACAUCGCCAAGUUGGAGUGUGAGAUUGAUGCUCCCGAUAUGCACGAGUGGAGACCCCGCAUCCUGGCCCGCACUUGAUCGGCGGACCCUGACUACAGCGGAGAUGUGGUUGCUCUCAGACUGACCUGGACUGAGUGAAGAGCAAUAGAUCGACACCGUGUCUGAUGAAGAAUAAUUGGUGAGCUCUGC